ACUAACACGUACUCUCUAAAUAUCGUCUCCUUAGCUUCUGGGGAAACAAUAAAGAUUAAACCCUCUGUUAAACUAAAACCACCAUUUUCAGUUUUUCACUUCCUCAUGGCUUCUGCAACCUCUUUCUUCUUCCUUUUCUGUCUUAUUGUUUCCUGCAACUUUCUCGGAACCUUUGCCUUGUUGUCUGGUUCCUUUCCUCUUACCUCAACCUCGUUGUCUCGUGGCGGUUCCGCUAGGAAUAUUUACCUUUCUUCUCGGCGGCUCGGUGACGCGCCGGCGUUGAACUACAAGUCGAGUUUCAAGUAUUCGAUGGCGCUGGUGGUGACGCUGCCGAUAGGGACGCCGGCGCAGGAUCAACAGAUGGUUUUGGACACCGGGAGCCAGCUUUCUUGGAUUCAGUGCCACAAGAAAGCUCCGCCGGCGAAGGCGCCGCCUCCGACGACGUCGUUUGACCCGUCGUUGUCGUCUUCGUUCUCGGUUCUCCCCUGCAACCACCCCGUGUGUAAACCGAGAAUUCCCGAUUUUACCCUCCCGACUUCGUGCGACCAGAAGCAGCUCUGCCACUAUUCCUACUUCUACGCCGAUGGAACCUACGCGGAGGGCAAUCUCGUCAGGGAAAAAGUUUCGUUUUCCGAGUCCCAGACUACCCCUCCUAUGGUCCUCGGAUGCACGACGGAGUCCGGCCAGGCUGAGGGUAUUUUGGGAAUGAACCGUGGGCGGUUAUCGUUCGCCUCCCAAGCUAAGGUACAGAGAUUCUCUUACUGCGUGCCGGUCCGACAAGGCGACCAUGCAAUAAAGCCCACCGGAACAUUCUACCUCGGCCGGAACCCAAACUCCGGCACAUUUCAGUACAUAAACCUGCUGACAUUCUCCCAGAGCCAACGCAUGCCCAACCUUGAUCCACUGGCGUACACCGUCGCGUUGUUGGGGAUUAAAAUCGGCGGCAAAAAGCUCAACAUCCCGCCCAGCGUCUUCCGCCCCGACGCCGGCGGCUCCGGCCAGACCAUGAUAGAUUCCGGCACAGAGUACACGUUUCUAGUGGAAGCAGCCUACAACACGAUCAGAGAAGAAGUGGUGCGCCUCGCCGGCGCAAAGCUGAAAAAGGGGUACGUCUACGGCGGAAGCCUGGACAUGUGCUUCGACGGCAACAACCCGGCGGAAAUCGGAAACCUAAUCGGCGACAUGGCCUUCGAAUUCGACAACGGGGCGGAGAUUCUGAUCGGGAAGGACAGGAUUCUAGACGGCGUGGGCCGUGGGAUCCACUGUCUUGGCAUCGGACGGUCAGAAUCACUUGGGGUGGCAAGUAACAUCAUUGGAAACUUCCAUCAACAAAAUCUUUGGGUGGAAUUUGACUUGGUUAGUCAACGUGUGGGGUUCGGAAAAGCAGACUGUAGCAAAGCUUAGUCACUAGCAAUAGUAUACUAAACUUCGUUACAGAAAAGCUUACCGUCAUUAUCAGAAAGUACGUUAUAAGUAAAAAGCGAUGAUAAAAAUAUUGACGUGUGUGAAUUAAAAAUGUGAUCUCUUAUAGAGUCGUUGGGGACGUUGUGAGAAUAGGUAUAUAUAGUUUAAAGUAUUUAGCUUGUAGUAUUGUAUAUAUAUUUGGAUACACUAACAAUAUUGGAUCAUGAUGUUAUUAGGGU
Messenger RNA from Ipomoea nil (Japanese morning glory), 1643 nucleotides. RefSeq names its product aspartic proteinase PCS1-like. Gene Ontology annotation, biological process: proteolysis. Gene Ontology annotation, molecular function: aspartic-type endopeptidase activity. The transcript has 2 exons. The coding region runs from base 106 to 1404 and encodes 432 amino acids. The record is from RefSeq and is a predicted model, not a curated record. Lineage: Eukaryota; Viridiplantae; Streptophyta; Magnoliopsida; Solanales; Convolvulaceae.